Messenger RNA from Miniopterus natalensis, 2140 nucleotides. Lineage: Eukaryota; Metazoa; Chordata; Mammalia; Chiroptera; Miniopteridae. The record is from RefSeq and is a predicted model, not a curated record.
GUUGCCGCACCGUCGCUCCGAGGGGCAGGAGGUGGAGGAGAAGAGCUUUGCAUUUCUGUCCAACUCGUCAACUUUACGUCCUUAAGGCAAAGGAAGCUGAACUGAUACAGGAAGAAGAUAAUUCACUCUAAAAUGGAAAUCGCAAAUCCUGAUUCAUCCAGUGGCCAGUUGCCAAAUGGAAAUGAUGUUACGCCAGAGGAAAAUCUGGAAACAGGGCUCGAGAACAACCUGUACAGCCAGUACGAGGAGAAGGUGCGCCCCUGCAUUGACCUCAUCGACUCCCUGAGGGCCCUGGGCGUGGAGCAGGACCUGGCCCUGCCUGCCAUCGCUGUCAUCGGGGACCAGAGCUCAGGCAAGAGCUCCGUGCUGGAGGCUCUGUCAGGCGUCCCCCUUCCCAGAGGCAGCGGUAUUGUUACAAGAUGUCCCCUGGUGCUGAAACUGAGAAAACUUGGGAAAGAAGAUGAGUGGAAAGGCAAAGUCAGUUACCGGGACAUAGAGAUUGACAUUUCAUCUGCUUUGGAUGUAGAAAAGGAAGUCAGGAAAGCCCAGAAUGCCAUUGCUGGGGAAGGUGUGGGAAUCAGUAGUGAGCUAAUUAAUCUGGAGGUCAGCUCCCCUCAAGUGCCAGAUCUGACCCUGAUAGACCUUCCUGGCAUCACCAGGGUGGCUGUGGGCAAUCAGCCAUUUGACAUCGGACGUCAGAUCAAGGCGCUCAUCCAGAAGUACAUUCAGCGUGACGAAACCAUCAUAUUGGCAGUGGUGCCCAGUAACGUGGACAUCGCCACCACAGAGGCACUGAGCAUGGCUCAGGAGGUGGACCCCGAAGGAGACAGGACCAUAGGGAUCCUGACGAAGCCCGACCUGGUGGACAAAGGUACCGAAGACAAGGUAGUUGACGUGGUGCGAAACCUUGUCUACCACCUGAAGAAGGGCUACAUGAUCGUCAAGUGCCGGGGCCAACAGGACAUUCAGCACCAGAUGAGCCUGUCCAAGGCUCUGCAUAAAGAGAGAGACUUCUUUGAGGACCACCCAUAUUUCAGGGAGCUCCUGGAGGAGGGAAGGGCCACUGUCCCCUGCCUGGCGGAAAGACUGACCACUGAGCUCAUCGCGCACAUCUGUAAAUCUCUGCCCCUGUUGGAAGAAAAAAUAAAGGAGAACCAGCAGAGUGUAUCAGAGCAGUUACAGAAGUUCGGCAUGGACGUACCGGAAAACGAAAGUGAAAAAAUGUUGUUUCUGAUCGACAAAAUUAAUGCAUUUAAUCAGGACAUCCUCGAGCUAAUACAAGGGGAUGAAUCCGUGGGGCCCGACAGCUGUCGGCUCUUCACCAAAAUCCGGAGUCAGUUCUACAACUGGAGCAUUGUGAUUCAGAACAAUUUCCAGAGAGGUUAUGAAGACAUUUUUAGAAAGGUCAAGAAAUUUGAAAAUCAGUAUCGUGGCAAAGAGCUGCCGGGAUUUGUGAAUUACAAGGCGUUUGAGACCAUCAUAAAAGAUCAGGUGAAAACCCUGGAGGAGCCCGCUCUGGAUAUGCUGCACAGAGUCACCGAUAUGGUCCGGGUAGCCUUCACAGAUGCUUCCAAGAAAAAUUAUGAGGAAUAUUUCAACCUUUUCAGAACCUCCAAGUCCAAAAUCGAAGACAUUAAAUUAGAACUAGAGAAAGAAGCUGAGAAGACUAUCCGACUUCACUUCCAAAUGGAGCAGAUUGUCUACUGCCAAGACCAAGUGUACCGGGCUGCGCUACAGAGGGUCAGACAGGAGGAGACGGAGGCAAACAAGAAGACUAAAUCAGGCAAUGCGGUAUACGAGCAAGACUCUUCGCACUGCUCUCUGGCUGAAAUCCUCCAGCACCUGACGGCCUACUGCCAGGAGGCCAGCAGCCGCCUGUCCAGCCACAUCCCUCUGAUCAUCCAGUUCUUCAUCCUGCAGUCGUUCGGCCAGCAGCUGCAGAAAUCCAUGCUCCAGCUGCUGCAGGACAAGGAGGGCUACGGCAUGCUGCUCAGGGAGCGCAGCGACACCAGCGACAGGAGGAAGUUCCUGAAGGAGCGGCUGUCACGGCUGACCAAGGCCCGCCACCGGCUUGCCCAGUUCCCGGCCUGAGCGGCCGCUUGCUUUCCCCGAGGCCUGCCCCGUGUUAGUUGUCAAUGCU